AUAAGGCCAGGGCUCCCAGAAGCACCCUCAGAGAGCAGCGCGAGCACAGAGCACCUUUCCGUCAUCUUGUCCUCUGGGAACUGGCCACUGGUGGGCGUUGUGGCUAUUCAUGGAACACCCAAGGUUACAAAAAGGAGAACUUGCUCUCCUCUUGUCAUUCUGAAAAACUUAUGAAACUGGACCUCCAUUUCUAUCGGCACACGGGAAGCUGAGGAUUUCCUACUGGGGCAGAACCUUGAAUCUCAAACUCCUGAAGAAAUCCCAGAAGCAAAGACUUUGGCACAAAAUCCCUGGGGACCCAGAGAGGCCAGGAUGGAGACUGCAACCACCACCAAGGACUAUGAAUCAAUCACAGAAUAUGACUAUGGAGACACAACUCCAUGCCAGAAGGUGGCUGAGAGGGCCUUCGGGGCCCAGCUGCUGCCCCCCUUAUACUCUCUGGUAUUUGUCAUUGGCCUGGUGGGCAAUGUCCUGGUGGUCUUGGUCCUCACACAGUAUAAGAGGCUACAGAGCAUGACCAGCAUCUACCUCUUCAACUUGGCCAUUUCUGACCUGCUCUUCCUCUUCACAUUGCCCUUCUGGAUUGACUACAGGCUGAAGGAUGACUGGGUUUUCGGCAAUGCCAUGUGUAAGCUCCUCUCUGGGCUCUAUUACAUAGGCUUGUACAGCGAGGUCUUCUUCAUCAUCCUGCUGACCCUUGACAGGUACUUGGCCAUCGUCCACGCUGUGUUCGCCCUGCGGGCCCGGACGGUCACCUUUGGCAUCCUCACCAGCCUCAUCACCUGGGGCCUGGCCAUCUUGGCUUCCAUCCCGGGUUUGUACUUUUCCAAGUCCCAGCGGGAGUUCACGCAUCACACCUGUAGUCUUCACUUCCCUCAUGAGAAUCUGAAAAUGUGGAGACAGUUCCAGGCCCUGAAACUGAACCUGCUGGGGCUGGUUCUGCCUCUGCUGGUCAUGGUCGUAUGCUACACGGGCAUCAUACAGAUCCUGCUCAAACGACCCAAUGAGAAGAAGACCAGGGCUGUCCGGCUAAUCUUUGUCAUCAUGCUCAUCUUCUUUCUCUUUUGGACCCCCUACAAUCUGACUGUGUUUGUGUCUGCUUUCCAAGACACCCUGUUCACCCGUCCGUGUGAGCAGAGCAAACAACUGGACAUGGCUACCCAAGUGACAGAGGUGAUCGCCUAUACCCACUGCUGCGUCAACCCUGUCAUCUAUGUCUUUGUGGGCGAGAGGUUCCGGAAGUACCUGCGCCAGCUCUUCCACAUGCACCUGGCUAAAUGGCUCCCCUUCCUCUCCCCUGAGAGGCUGGAGAGAGUCAGUUCCAUGUCCCCCUCCACAGGAGAGCAUGAGCUCUCAGCUGGGCUCUGACCUGGCCCCCAGCAGGAGUGACCUGCCUGGCUCACUGCCGUGGCUGGAGAGUGGAGGCACUUAGACUCUCAUGGUGGAUUCUGAAGGCAAGAGGGAAUGGCAGCCAUCUUAAGAUAAAAAAAGACUGAACUCAAUGUCCUAGAAAGAAUCACUUCUUGGGUCGGGGAGAGGGUGAGUUUCAGCUUUUCCACAAACGUCUCACUGGUGGAAAGGAGAUGAGUGAGCCAAACGAUAUGUUCCAGAGCCUGGGACCAAAGGGCUUGCCCCCAAACAAUAUUUCAGAUUUGUGAGUCUUGGCAUGUGUAAAGCAAGCCACUGCAACCCCAACUCCUGCUCUCUACCUCUAUCACCCUUGACCUCGACACAGUGAUUUUCACAGUGGACUCCACUCUGAGUCCAGGAGCCAGUCAGUAGCUUGCAGCUGUCUCCCCCAACCGUCACUUUACCCUUGCCGUUUGGACUCUUGGAAACCCUGGGGAACUUGGAGAAUGGGAUGGGUAGAACCUGACAUAUAAUGGGAAAUCAUAUCAGGGACCCACUAUUGGAAGUGGAACUAAAAGUCCUAAAAUUGAUUCAGGCAGUAGAUUGACGCAUGCCACCCGAAAAUACCAUGCCAUGCUUCUUGAAAUAGCCA
Messenger RNA from Ochotona princeps (American pika), 2002 nucleotides. RefSeq names its product C-C chemokine receptor type 1. Gene Ontology annotation, cellular component: membrane; cytoplasm. Gene Ontology annotation, molecular function: chemokine (C-C motif) ligand 7 binding; chemokine (C-C motif) ligand 5 binding; C-C chemokine receptor activity. Lineage: Eukaryota; Metazoa; Chordata; Mammalia; Lagomorpha; Ochotonidae. The coding region runs from base 313 to 1368 and encodes 351 amino acids. The transcript is spliced from 2 exons. The record is from RefSeq and is a predicted model, not a curated record. Gene Ontology annotation, biological process: immune response; chemotaxis; positive regulation of monocyte chemotaxis.